AUGUUCCAGAAAGUGGAACUGACAGGAGCAAAGAGGAAAGCAGCUAUUAAAACCUUUGCUGAAAGGGCUGAGAGAGCAUCAUGCUGGCUAUGGUGUAGACGAGAUGAGCCAAACUGGAGCCCAGACAACAGCGGGGCGUGUACUUUCCCUUCUGAGGUAGAUGGUGCUUGGUAUAGCGCCCACAAAGGCCUUCUUACCUUCAACUCAACAACACUGUUUGGCUAUCCUAUCGCCAUGUCAGCAUUGGUUACCUCCCUUGAUUUCACAUGUGAAGAGCAGAGUGGCUAUAAAUACUUCCUCAGGGCGACAGAAACAGCGUUCAUUUUUAGAGACGACUACAGGGGAUACCUGUGCAUAGAACUACGGAGAGUGUCCCAGUACAAAUAUUACUACUACAUGGGGACAAAAUUAAGUUCUACCAACAACGACAAUAUAUACGCAAGGGUGGACGGUUUGACCGUGGCCAUGGCGGAUGCCUGUAACGAGCCCGAACCUUACCACGAUGGAGCCUUCAUCACGCUUAUCAAAAACGGGUCCCUAGAAUCCGGACACGCUGAGGCCACUUGUCCAGAGCAAUUUCUAGCUAAAUACGAAAAUGUUACAAUAUCAAAUGCCGAUGGAAGUACGGCAUGCACCGGAAGCACGUUUGACGCCUGUACUGACAAAACAAUUAUGAACCACACACAUGCCUCGUGUACGUCAGGUCUUGUAUUCUCAAGUGGUGGUGCCUUGACUUGUCUACAUUCUAUCAUCAAUGACAAUUUUACUUAUCUCUCCGUGUGGAACAAUGACGUCACAGUGGACGGCUCGACCACCUACAGAUUUAGCUGCUUUGUAAUUUCCCAGACGGGUGAUGUAACAUACGCUACAGAGGUCCCUAACUAUUGCACAGAUUCCAGCCAGACCUCUACGUCUGUCACCAGUCCAGGAAUCGCUUAUGUCUACUCCGCUAGAACAGAAACCUGUGUUGCAACAUCUGCCUUACCUGAGUACACGACGUACAUAAUUGUCAUCAUUGCUGGUUUUCUGGGACUUAUUGUACUUAUCAUUGUAAUGGUAAUAUGUAUAAAGAAGAGAAAGAAAUUGAAAGAGUUUUGUAAGAGAUGCUGCAGAAAUAAGAAGGAAAAACGAAAAAGCUCUGGCACAAGUUGUCAUUCUCAGAAAGGACUGACGCCAUUAGAUGCAAAACGACGAGAAUGGCGUAUGAAUAAGAUAAGUUUGAACAUGAUACAGCCUGUAGGAAAAGUGGAAUUACUAUAUCAUAAAAGUCCAUCCAUGAAGGCCAACCUCUCCAGACGAUCCUCUUUGAGUAGCAUUGCUAGUUUCGGCAGCAUGUUUAGCCUGAACUUUAAAUCCUGA
This is a messenger RNA of Ylistrum balloti, 1359 nucleotides long. RefSeq lists its product as uncharacterized. The transcript is spliced from 9 exons. The coding region runs from base 1 to 1359 and encodes 452 amino acids. The record is from RefSeq and is a predicted model, not a curated record. Lineage: Eukaryota; Metazoa; Mollusca; Bivalvia; Pectinida; Pectinidae.